AUGCUACCGACCAUUGCUAUUUUUGCAAUUUUGCUUUAUCUACUCGUGUUUUGGGUAGUUCUGCCAAUUUGCCGUUAUUUCCACGAUCCGAAAGGUCUUCGCAAGUUUCAAAGUUACUCCACCUUCUCCGGCAUCACAGAUAUUCCCUAUUGCUACUUAAGUGCAUGUGGAUUUCGAUCAAGGGACCUUACGGAAGCUCACAAGGAUUCGGCCAUCCUACGCAUUGGACCCAACAAUUUAUCUUUUGGUGACAUAGCUGCUGUCCGUGAUAUUUAUGGACAUGGAACCACGUGUGUCAAAGAUCUCAAAUAUUCAAUCACUGGCGGGCCUCAUCCAAAUCUCUUCGAUGUGGUCAACAAAGCCGACCACAGCGCAAAGAGGAAGCGACUCUCGGCUGCAUUCGCCAUCAAGAACCUGGUGCAGUGGGAGUACAAAGUCGUGCGUACCACAGAGCGCCUCUUGACUGCUUUUGAUAAGCUUUGUACACAACCAUUGCCGCCAAAUUCUAUUCCAGACCCGUCCGACCUGACUGUGAAUUUCAACCACUGGAUCAAUCUGUUUACAAUCGAGGCCAUCAACUAUAUCGCACUCUCCUCAACUCUUGGUCUCUUGGAGCAGGGAGGCGAUGUUGUGACUGCACAGCGACUGGACGGUACGACGUACCAAGCACACUACCGCACAGCUCAGAAUCAGAAUGCUUUUGCGGCAUCUCAUUUUGUAUGGGACUACACCAAUUUUGAACUGUUCAGUUCUUUCUCCAAGAUUUUUCCCAAAUGGCGAAAGGUCUGGAAAGAUGCUGAGCCUUGGAAAGACGUUAUCUAUCACCAGGCCAUCACUCGCAUGAAUCGAUAUACAGAUGGAGAAGAACUUGAUGACUUCUUUUCCGCAUUGAUGGACGAUAAAGCUGGUCAGCCACACAAUCUGGAAUGGGGCGAGAUUGUUGGCGAGAUCGGUGCCAUAAUCGACGCCGGUGCAGAUACUACCGCCAUCGCCCUCACACAAAUCGUCUACCUGCUCAUUCGCCACCCGGAUCAUCUAGAGACAUUGAGACAGGAAAUUCAAGGUGUCCUUGCCGAAGAUAAAGUUAUUGCUCCCUACGACACUGUCAGACAUCUUCCAUUUCUCCGGGCUUGUAUCGAUGAGGCUAUGAGGAUUAUCCCCCCAACUUCAGCAGGACUCCCGCGCCGAACACCACCAGAAGGGACGAUGAUUCUUGGCAAAUGGAUACCAGGUGACACGAGUGUGUCCAUGACAAUUUAUGGUGCCCACCAUGAUCCAACCGUUUUCCCCAACCCGGAAGAAUUUCAGCCCCAUCGUUGGAUGGACCCCGAAGAGAGAAAAAGAAUGGAGCCCUACUUCAUUCCAUUCUCAACGGGUGGAAGGGGCUGCAUUGGAAGGAACAUCUCUUAUCUUGAACAGACUAUCAUGCUGGCUUCACUGGUGCACAGAUACGAGUUUUCACUCCCAGGGCCAGAGUGGAACUUGACACGGCAUGAGGCUUUUAAUCUUUUGAUGGGAGAAAUGCCUAUCAAGAUUUGGCGAAGAGAGAUACCAGCCAAAAAGUAG
Molecule: messenger RNA, 1566 nt
Organism: Penicillium salamii
Lineage: Eukaryota; Fungi; Ascomycota; Eurotiomycetes; Eurotiales; Aspergillaceae
Source: the annotation of a GenBank genome assembly